Molecule: messenger RNA, 1316 nt
Organism: Cataglyphis hispanica
Lineage: Eukaryota; Metazoa; Arthropoda; Insecta; Hymenoptera; Formicidae
Product: protein FAM210A
Exons: 6
Coding region: 258-1016 (252 amino acids)
Cellular component (GO): mitochondrion
Source: RefSeq, a predicted model, not a curated record
CAGCAACGCUCGAGCAAUAAAGUCGUAUUUGUCGCAGUACGAUUUUCGUGUAAAACGGGGUUCGAUCAUGCCGAAAGUGCGGGAGUGUCGUAUUAUAGUAUCGCGUAUACAAGUGCGGAAUUAUCUUUUAACAAAAGUGCGAGAGUGCCGUUUAAAGUAUCGCGCGUGUGAAUCAACCUGAGAGGAGGAGGAGGCCUAGGAGAGGCAUCUUGCACCGGCGGAGCAACCCAAGGGAAUAGAAGCGGUGUUUUUCGAAAAUGGAUGUAAUCUUGGCCCGCGGACUGAGAUUCAGUUGCGAUUUAGGAAAUGCUUCGUUAUUAACGAAAUAUCUUCCGUUGUCCGCAUGUUAUACUUGUCAUGUCAAUACAACACGUUGGAAGUCAACAUUUCUUGAAAGGCAUCAUCAUUACAGGACUGCGUCAUAUAAUUCUUUAGGCCUCGUAAAUAAUGUACUUGUGUAUCAGAAAUCAUUGAGGCAGGACGUGAAUAAAAAUGGUUUCACUUUGGCAUAUUAUUCGGAUAUUAAGCAAAGUUCCGAAAAUGACUGCCAAAAAUCUCAGACGAAACAGAAAAUAUCAGUAUUCCAAAAAAUGAAACAAAUGACCAAAGAUUAUUGGCAUAUAUUAAUACCUGUACACAUAAUUACUUCUUUAGGAUGGGUAGCUAUAUUCUACAUUGCCAUUAGGAAUGGUAUGGAUAUAGCACAGUUGUUGCAAUCUAUGAGUUUUAGUGAAAAAUAUAUAGAAUUAGUACGUAAUUCGAGUGCUGGCAACUGGGCAAUUACUUAUGCACUUUAUAAAAUAUUUACUCCACUGAGAUACACUGUUACAGUUGGAGGAACAACAAUGGCUAUUAGAUAUCUCAGCAAGUUAGGCUACGUAAAGGCACCAUCAUUCAAUCGUCAAACAGCAGAGCCUGCGCGCAAAACUAUAAGUAGGUCACCGAUUAAUGUCAAAUAUAUUGUGCUGAUCUCUGUUGCUUUUGUUCUGUGCGAAGUAUUCUUGUCGCGUGAAUAAUGUUAUAGAUCGCUCACGUUUCCAUCGGUGGGAAAAUGUUCUCUCCGUAAUUGUCUUUAAUCGUGUUGUAGCCGAUACAGUCAAACAAAUGUGCAGCAGAACACAAGACAAAAUUCAAGGCAGAGUGUAAAACGGACCGACACACGGAACCGCCAAAACCAUAAAUAUUUCGUCUGCACUAUGUCGGAUUUAUGAAUUGAGCUCGGUAUAGCUUGGGUAUUAUUUCUGCCGCGCGCGAUAUUGAUGUAUACUUCUCUUUGUAAAUGUAACUAUAUCACGAUAAAUUAUCUCUUGCAUUAA